Tribolium castaneum (red flour beetle) is the source of this 979-nucleotide messenger RNA. RefSeq names its product Ferritin 2 light chain homologue (gene Fer2LCH). The transcript has 3 exons. Gene Ontology annotation, cellular component: cytoplasm. Lineage: Eukaryota; Metazoa; Arthropoda; Insecta; Coleoptera; Tenebrionidae. Gene Ontology annotation, biological process: intracellular iron ion homeostasis; iron ion transport. The record is from RefSeq and is a predicted model, not a curated record. Bases 158 to 841 code for a protein of 227 amino acids. Gene Ontology annotation, molecular function: ferrous iron binding; ferric iron binding.
AGCGCUGCGCAGUGCUUUAUUGCGUUUGUCAUUUAGGGCUAGAAUCGUAAGGGAAGUGCGCAGUUAAAGGACAAAGUUCUGUUUUUGUGUGAUUUUCUGUUAUUCGUGAUUACGCUGGCGAGAUACCAGAUUUUAAUUUGUUAAUGUUCAAGGGAUCAUGAAGGUUUUCGCAGUUGUUGUUGCUUUCCUCGUUGCCGUUGCUACGGCACACGAGUCCUGCUAUUCGCAAGUCGAUCAGGCCUGUUCCAAGAUUAAUAGCAAACCUGGUUUGGACCAAGAGCUUAUACCAUGCAAUGCCACUUACGGGCACAUAAACAUCGUAACAAAGGACCUCAUCAACUUCGCCAAUACCCACAUUGUGCGCUCAUUUGAGUAUCUUUUGAUGGCGACCCAUUAUGGGAAUUAUCAAAUGAACCGAGCCGGUUUCGAGAAACUCUUCCGUGGUUUGUCCGAUGAGAAGUGGCACGAAGCCAUCGAAUUGAUCGAACAAAUAACCACUCGUGGUGGAGUAAUGGAGUUCGUGCCACCGAAAGCAUUGAACGGAGUAGAGAAAACCAACAAUGUUUACCAGUUGUAUGAAAUCCAAAGUGUCGCCAAGGCUUUAGAUAUGGAAAAGAAACUAGCACUUGAAGCUUUUAACAUCCACAAAGAGGCGAGUGGACGAAGUGAGGGCAAACACGAUCCUGAAAUUUCCUCGUACAUCGAAAAGGAAUUCGUGCAUGAUCAUGCCAAGACCAUCCGGAAACUAGCAGGAUAUGUAACCGACUUGAAGUCGAUUCUUAGUGGACCUGAUGGGUCUUUGGGGCUGUUCCUGUUCGAUGAAUAUCUCCAAAAGCAGUAAUUUCCGUUCGAUUUUGUGUAGAAAACAAGUUAAUUCUUAUUAAUUAUGUGUUUAUUUAGACCCAAUCAUUGUGAUAGGAAUCAACAUUUUUUAUUGUAAACUGUGUUACUUAUGAAUAAAUAUUACUAUUUCCAAAUA